AUGUUUGAAGGACCUGUUAUAGGUAUUGAUUUAGGAACUACAUAUAGUUGUGUAGGUGUAUUCAAAAAUGGAAGAGUGGAAAUAUUAAAUAAUGAAUUAGGUAAUAGAAUUACUCCAUCAUAUGUAUCAUUUGUUGAUGGAGAAAGAAAAGUGGGUGAAGCUGCUAAGUUGGAAGCUACUUUACACCCAUCACAAACUGUCUUUGAUGUAAAGAGAUUAAUAGGAAGAAAAUUUGAUGAUCAAGAAGUAGUUAAAGAUAGAGCUUUGUUACCUUAUGAAAUAAUAAACAAAGAAGGAAAACCAAAUAUUAAAGUCAAAGUUAAGGAUAAGGAUACUACAUUCGCUCCUGAACAAAUUAGUGCUAUGGUAUUAGAAAAGAUGAAAGAAAUUGCUCAAUCUUUCUUAGGUAAACCAGUAAAAAAUGCUGUUGUUACAGUACCUGCUUAUUUCAAUGAUGCUCAAAGACAAGCUACAAAAGAUGCUGGUACAAUUGCCGGUUUAAAUAUUGUUCGUAUAAUAAACGAACCAACAGCUGCCGCUUUAGCAUAUGGUUUAGAUAAAAAAGAAGAGACAAGCAUUUUAGUAUAUGAUUUAGGUGGUGGUACUUUUGAUGUUUCAAUCCUUGUUAUUGAUAAUGGUGUAUUUGAAGUUUAUGCUACAGCAGGAAAUACUCAUUUAGGAGGAGAAGAUUUUGAUCAGAGAGUUAUGGAUCACUUUAUUAAGAUUUUUAAAAAAAAAAACAAUAUUGAUCUUAGAAAUGAUAAAAGAGCUAUUCAGAAAUUAAGAAAAGAAGUAGAAAUAGCCAAAAGAAAUUUAUCUGUUACCCAUUCAACUCAAAUUGAAAUUGAAGAUAUUGUAGAAGGAUAUAAUUUUUCUGAAACUUUAACAAGAGCAAAAUUUGAAGAAUUAAAUGAUGAUUUAUUCAAAGAAACAUUAGAACCAGUUAAAAAAGUUUUAGAAGAUGCUAAAUAUGAAAAAAGCAAAAUUGACGAAAUAGUUUUAGUAGGUGGUUCAACACGUAUUCCAAAAAUUCAACAAAUAAUUAAAGAAUUUUUUAAUGGAAAAGAACCAAAUAGAGGUAUUAAUCCUGAUGAAGCUGUAGCAUAUGGUGCUGCUAUACAAGCAGGUAUAAUUUUAGGUGAAGAAUUGCAAGAUGUUGUAUUAUUAGAUGUUACUCCAUUAACCUUAGGUAUAGAAACUGUCGGUGGUGUUAUGACACAGCUUAUCAAAAGAAAUACUGUUAUACCAACUAAAAAAUCUCAAACAUUUUCUACAUACCAAGAUAAUCAACCUGCUGUAUUAAUCCAAGUGUUUGAAGGAGAAAGAGCCUUAACAAAAGAUAACCAUCUUUUAGGAAAAUUCGAAUUAUCUGGUAUUCCUCCAGCUCAAAGAGGUGUACCUAAAAUUGAAGUUACUUUUACUGUUGAUAAAAAUGGUAUAUUACAUGUAGAAGCAGAAGACAAAGGAACAGGAAAGAGCAAAGGAAUUACAAUUACUAAUGAUAAAGGUAGAUUGUCUAAAGAGCAAAUAGAAAAGAUGAUUAAUGAUGCAGAGAAAUUUGCAGAUGAAGAUAGGAAUUUAAGAGAAAGAAUUGAAGCUAAAAAUAAUUUGGAUAAUUAUGUUCAAAGUAUGAGAGCAACUGUUGAAGAUAAAGACAAACUAGCAGACAAAAUUGAUAAAGAAGAUAAGGAUACAAUUCUUAAUGCUAUAAAAGAAGCAGAGGAUUGGUUAAAUAACAAUUCAGAAGCAGACACUGAGUCAUUAAAACAAAAAUUAAAAGAUGUUGAGGCUAUCUGCCAACCAAUUAUUGUAAAACUAUAUGGUCAACCUGGUGCAGGCACUCCCCCACCAAGUGAAGAUGAAGAUAUUGAAAGUGAUGAGUUAUAA
Molecule: messenger RNA, 1887 nt
Organism: Plasmodium gallinaceum
Lineage: Eukaryota; Apicomplexa; Aconoidasida; Haemosporida; Plasmodiidae
Product: heat shock protein 70, putative
Exons: 2
Coding region: 1-1887 (628 amino acids)
Biological process (GO): endoplasmic reticulum unfolded protein response; protein refolding; cellular response to unfolded protein
Cellular component (GO): nucleus; membrane; cytoplasm
Molecular function (GO): ATP-dependent protein folding chaperone; ATP hydrolysis activity; ATP binding
Source: RefSeq, a predicted model, not a curated record